Brienomyrus brachyistius is the source of this 2443-nucleotide messenger RNA. It is a transcript of the gene timm29, whose product is annotated as translocase of inner mitochondrial membrane 29. The record is from RefSeq and is a predicted model, not a curated record. The transcript has 2 exons. The coding region runs from base 57 to 794 and encodes 245 amino acids. NCBI's taxonomy places the organism in Eukaryota, Metazoa, Chordata, Actinopteri, Osteoglossiformes, Mormyridae. Gene Ontology annotation, cellular component: TIM22 mitochondrial import inner membrane insertion complex. Gene Ontology annotation, biological process: protein insertion into mitochondrial inner membrane.
CGCUUGUGCCGGGAUUCACUUCCGUUUUAUUACAAGCCUCGCUUUCGUAUGUGAAUAUGGCGGCUUCGAGGGUGUUCAGAAGGUGGUGCUCCUCGGCUCCCCAAGCCAAGGUGACCAGGUGGGAGAGGUUGCGAAACAGUCGCGUCGGAGUGUGGUGCAGCAGCCUGCUGAGUGAUUACAGGGAGGCCUGCCGUGAGGUGAUCGUGGGGGCCUACCAGCAGCCAUUUAAGGCCUCCAUCUACCUUGGCCUCCUGGGCGGGGCUUGGGCCUGUUAUCACACCAACCCGGAUGACGCCUCCUUUGAGACCAGCUUGCUGGAGACGGCCAAUAAGCUGGGGCUGCUGUCACCGUGGAUACGUAAUGGCUCCUCCGACGGGCACAUGCAGGACCUGCUGCGGCUGCGCAAUCAGGGCCGGUUACGGUAUCUCAGCCUGGGGGUGGCCUCACUGGCCUACCGCGUGGAUUACGACCCUGCGGCCAGCCUGUACGAGGCCCACUCCUCUGCGCUGUUUGUGCCCUGGGCCGAGCUCCCAGGCCGCGUGCUGGAUGUGGGCUUCGCGGGCCGCUGGUGGGUGCUGGACACCCGCAUGAAGGACUACGACGUCAACGAGGAGGAGUUCAGGCACAUGGCUCCUGCCCUGGCCACCACCCAGCCUCCCAACGCCCAGGAGACAGAGAGGAACCAGCGGCUGCACCAGGAGUCGUGGAGGGCUCUGGAGAUGAGUGCGGAGGACGUAGAACAGGCGGAGCGUGAAAAGGAGGAGAGAAAGGCAGCAGGGCAGCCGCAGCUCUGAAGGCCACAUGGGAAGGUGGCUUUGGUCGUGUAGCUCGAGGACUGCUCCAGUGAAUGUUCAGAUCUCUCAGACCUGGGUACCGAACUUUGGCGUAGGGCUUCCUGCUAUGGCCGUGAUGAGAGUGUUAGGGAACGCAUCCCCUGAGUCUUCGCUGAGCUCCGCCUGCAUCUUUAUCACUGUCUUCAAUGAGCCCAGUACUUAAUGACUGUUGUAUAAGUCAGUGUUUUCCAACCCGGAUGGUUCAUGUUUUUGCUCCCUUCUGGGGAUUCUGGGGGUCCCUGCAGACCAGUUUGAGAAACACUGGCCGAUAAGUCAAGUGCUGUGCAUCUAGAUCUAAUAUAAAGUGAGAUAAUUGCAAAUGGUUGUAAUUAAAAGGUUGAAUAAUGUAUUUGCCUUCCAUGACAUUUUGUCUGUUGGUCUCUUGCUGAAUUGAACAACUAUGGGUCAUCUAGUGAUCUGAAUAACGGCUGUCUGGGUUUGCGGCCAGCGGGAUGCACACAGCAGAGGGCGGUAAGGAGCAGACAUGCACGAAUACUGAUGAGGAAAGAGGAGCGUGCUCUGUUGUGAGGGGACACCUGCAGCAUGGGAGUGUCCUCUAAUUUCAGCCCCAGCUGCGGGGGUUUCUGGGAGUAAAGGCAGAGCUGCAGCUGGUGUCUGCGCUGGCCCUGUAAGCCUCAUAUUCCAGGCAGGUGCGCUGGUCUCACAGUUUAACGUCUGGGAUCUUUUUUUUGUUAUUGUCGUGUUUACUGCGUCCUGCUGACCAUCAUGCUUAGAAAAUGCAGAAUGAUGUGCAGCAGGUGACUAUAGACAGAAAAUGGAAAAUACCAUUGUAGGAAAACAUUGAGCGUUUACACAUACAGCAGGUCUACUGGGAAAAGUAACAAGAAAAAAUAUAUCAUCUUGCCACAGUCACAGUGCUUCUCAGUGGCUUCUGUGACAUUCGGUCUCUUCAUUGCUCUCUCAAGUCUUCAGAUUGGGGGGGGGGGAUUCCCAAGGCGAUUCAAAUCACGGUCCGAGCACUGCUGCUUUUCCAGCCUUCCUUCACCUGUGAGCCAGGUGUGAAGCCUCUGUGCCCAAUCAGAAUCCGUAAUUAUUAAACUAACUACCUGGGAGAACUGAAAACACGGCCUGGAUUUGAUGCUGUGCACAGUAGGGAGUAACUUAAUGCAUGACGUUACCUUAGAAGGGAAACUGAACUGUCUGUAGUGGGGUCACAGUUGAACCAGUGAUGUAAUAAUUGCACUUUACACACCGAGCAACGGGAAUAUCGAGUGUCCCAUGUUAACUGAAGGUCUGUUUGGAGUGUCUUUCACAAAGCAUUAAGUGCUGUGUAGUGAUUACACUGGAAGAUUAUUCAUCAGGAGACCUUGCUACUGUGUGUGACGCCUGUAAGAUCCUUGUGGUCCUCGUAGGAGCGGUAACUAGGCAGCAAUCAGUUUCUCUGUCGAUAAAGUCUCCAGUUUCAUCUGGCUUUAAUGCAGCCUCGUCCCCCGCCGCCAUGCACGCCCUGGGGGGCAGAGAACCCAUGUGCCUUCACCCGGAGGGAGAGCUUGUCAUCCUCUCUGCUCCAUUUGUCCACUGCUUGCUUAUCUGUGGAAAGACGCUUCACAGGAAUAAAGAGUUGGCAAAAUAAAAACCACCUUCCUGAA